GUUUACUAAGGGACUUAGUGGUACAAUAAUUCACUCAGAUGUAUUCAAGUUGGGUAUGAAGAAUAUCUAUGCUUUAACUUGAGGGGGAGUAUAGAAUAUUAUAAUAUUUAACCAAGGGAAUUCUUGUAAUUAGUGCAGAUUAUGAAUUAAUAUACAUGUGGGUAAUGAGGGGAGAGAUGUGUUAACUCUCAUUCUCUUUGACCCUAUUUUCUAUUAUCUUUCUUCUGUUUCCUCUUUUCUUGCCUCUUCUCCAUUCUAAACUUUAAAACCUAGGAUCUUGUGAUUUCAACUGACCACUUGUUUCCAUGUAAUGUUUUUCCCUAUUGUAAUUUUUUACUUAUUUGCUUGUUCUUAAAGUGAUUCUAUCACACCGCAAUUAUUUGUUUUCUAAAUCCUAGAGAACUGCAGGAAACAUUGCAUAAACACAAUUUAGAUAGUAUGUCACAUGCCGACACGUGUGAUGUUUUGGAGGCUGCAUCCUACGGGUCUGAUGCCAAGGAGAUCACACAAGAAGAAAAACCAAGUACUUCCAAAGAAAACCUCUACAGGAACUGGCCCUUGAUGUCUUCCAUCAUAGUGUAUUGUGUUUUUUCACUUCAUGAUAUGGCUUACACAGAGAUAUUCUCUCUUUGGGCUGAGAGCCCCAGAAAAUUAGGGGGCUUGAGCUAUUCAACUGAUGAUGUUGGUGAAGUUCUUGCAAUCUCAGGUUUUGGCCUUUUGGUCUUUCAACUUUUUUUGUAUCCAUUUGUGGAGAGGUUUCUUGGCCCAAUCAUGGUUUCUCGUGCGGCAGGAGUGUUGACCAUACCAUUGUUGACAAGUUACCAUUAUAUAGCCAUGCUUUCUGGGUUCAGCCUCUCACUGCUGUUGAAUUUUGCAUCUGUGCUGAAGAAUGUUUUAUCUGUGUCCAUUAUAACUGGCAUGUUCAUCCUGCAAAACAACGCUGUGGAUCAACACCAAAGAGGAGCUGCUAAUGGAAUUGCCAUGACUGCAAUGUCACUUUUUAAAGCUGCCGGUCCAGCAGGAGGAGGAGCACUGUAA
This is a messenger RNA of Ilex paraguariensis (yerba mate), 1038 nucleotides long. The record is from the annotation of a GenBank genome assembly. Lineage: Eukaryota; Viridiplantae; Streptophyta; Magnoliopsida; Aquifoliales; Aquifoliaceae.